AUUAUCAGAGAUGAGAAACAAUUGAUUGAGUUGAAUAUAAAAAUAUAACAAAAUGGAUAAACCAUCAUUUUUAUAUUGUUAUAACUGAACCAGAUUCAAACACAUUAAACCUUUUAAAAUGUUAUCAAAAACUCUUCUCGUUUGUUCCCUUAUUUUAGGAUCCGUAAUCUGUUACUCGAAUGCAGUUGAGGAAACUGACUUUCUCAAUGCUGUAGUUGAUAAAUACAGUCCUGCUUUGGUCAAGCAACUGAUUACUAAACGUAUCGAGCACAGAAUGGAACAAUUGACUAAACUGAGUUCAUCAGUUGGCCUGACUCGAGAUCAAAUUAACCUUUGCCAAGUUACUUAUCAAGCCUUGGCGACUCUUGAAGCUGAUGUUAAAUCAAUGGAUCAACAUGAAGUCAUUUGUGGUGAUGAUACUUAUCAAAAGACAAUCAAAUAUCUCAUCAAUCAAUUUACUUAUUUGAAUGAUAUGUUUGAAUUUGAAUUUGAAGUCCUCAAACAUCCAGUUUUAACUAAAUUCAAUCCUGACAUACUCUUGCAGAGUCUAACUCAGGCCAAUAUUGACACAGUUAAAAAACAAACUAUGGAUUCGAUUACAGCUUUUGCCGCAGAUAUUGAUAAAAUUGUUGCUGAUGAAAAGACUUCCAAUGAACUCAAAGUUUUAGGUCGAGGAGUAUCAAAUGAGUUGAAAGACAUGGUAAACGUAAUGAGAGUCUGGACACCUCAACAACAAACUUUAAUAGCUCUAAAGACUAAUAUCACCAAUUUCCAACAAUUGAUCGACAUUUUCUACCGACAACUAGAACUGUUGACUGGUGUAAAGAGAUUUUAUUAAUUUCAUGAAUUAAAUGAAUAAAUAAAUUGCAAUAAGUAUAAUCUCAUUCUGAAAUCUCAA
This is a messenger RNA of Tetranychus urticae (two-spotted spider mite), 898 nucleotides long. RefSeq lists its product as uncharacterized. The record is from RefSeq and is a predicted model, not a curated record. NCBI's taxonomy places the organism in Eukaryota, Metazoa, Arthropoda, Arachnida, Trombidiformes, Tetranychidae.